Molecule: messenger RNA, 1680 nt
Organism: Sphenostylis stenocarpa
Lineage: Eukaryota; Viridiplantae; Streptophyta; Magnoliopsida; Fabales; Fabaceae
Source: the annotation of a GenBank genome assembly
AUGGAGGAGAUGCAACAACUCCUCAGCAUGGGCUUCCCCGAUGAGUUAGCCGCCCAAGCCUUGGCCGCCACCGGUGGUAAAUCCACGGUCAAAGCCACCGAAUGGAUUCUCACUCACAAAUCCAACGCCGCCAAUCCUUCCACUUUCUCGUCCACAUUCCAGCCCAAGCUCGAUCGUUUCUUCCAUUCCUCCCAAUCGCCCACACCUCCGCAAUCGCAAUCACAAGAAGAAGACCAACAUUCCAAACGCCCCAAGAUUUCUAAUCAUUCCGCAGAACAUCCACCACCACAACAAAACUGGCCUACUUUCUUCUUCAAGACCGCAGACAAGAAACACGCCAACACUCACAUUCACCAACCCUUGUACGAGCGCUUGCGUCCCAGAACCCUCGACGACGUCGUAGGUCAGGACCAUCUCCUGGCCCCCAACUCCCUUCUUCGCUCUGCAAUCCAACGCAACCGCCUCCCCUCCACCCUCUUGUGGGGUCCACCUGGUACUGGUAAGACCACUAUAGCAAAAGCCAUUGUUAAAUCCUCAACCUCGACGUGUUACCGCUUUGUCUCCUUAUCUGCCGUCACUAGCGGCGUUAAAGACGUCAGGGACGCCGUUGACGAGGCCAGAAAACUCAGACUUAAAUCCAACCAAACCACCGUUCUCUUCGUUGACGAGGUUCACAGGUUCAACAAGUCCCAACAGGACUCUUUCUUACCCGUCAUUGAAGAUGGCAGCAUUGUCUUCGUAGGGGCCACCACUGAGAACCCUUCUUUCCAUUUGAUCACACCUCUCUUGUCUCGCUGCCGUGUCCUCACACUUAACCCUCUCCAACCCCACCACCUUGCCUUGCUUCUAAACCGCGCUGUCAAUGAUACUGACAAAGGGUUGAUGCAAAGCGUGGGGGUUCCAGUUGAUGUUAGCGAAGAUGUUGUUGAUUUUAUAAGCAACAAUUGUGAUGGGGAUGCUCGGGUGGCCCUGAAUGCCCUGGAGAUUGCAGCUGUUACUGCAGCAGCGAGGCUACAACAUGGUAAACAAAAGGAACAAGAGGGGAUGGAAAUGGAUCUUCACACAAACGAGGAAUACAAGGUUGUUGCUGCUGCUGUUGUUAGUGUUGAUGAUGCAAAGGAGGCACUUCAGUGCAAGCAUCUUGCUUACGAUAAAGCUGGGGAAGAGCACUAUAACCUAAUCAGUGCGUUGCACAAGUCUAUGAGGGGAAGCGAUGCGGAUGCAGCUAUUUAUUGGUUGGCAAGAAUGUUAGAGGGGGGUGAAGAGCCUCUUUACAUUGCCCGCAGACUCAUAAGGUUCGCCAGUGAGGAUGUUGGUUUAGCUGAUCCAUCAGCUCUUAAUCAGGCCGUUUCUUGCUACCAAGCUUGCCACUUCCUGGGAAUGCCCGAAUGCGAUGUAAUUCUCGCACAGUGUGUUGCUUACUUGGCCUUAGCACCUAAAUCUGUUGCAGUUUAUCGAGCUAUAGGAGCUGCUCAGAAGGCAGUGAGGAAAUCCGCUGGACAGAAUGAGGGGGUGCCCCUCCAUUUGAGGAAUGCUCCAACCAAAUUAAUGAAGGAAAUUGGGUAUGGGAAGGGAUACAUCUACCCUCCGGACAACCCCUCCUCCACACAGACUUACUUGCCACCAUCACUUCAAGGCCACAAGUUCCUCGAUUGGUCUGCUGGCAAUCCUUCUGAUUGA